Molecule: messenger RNA, 4497 nt
Organism: Lethenteron reissneri (Far Eastern brook lamprey)
Lineage: Eukaryota; Metazoa; Chordata; Hyperoartia; Petromyzontiformes; Petromyzontidae
Product: forkhead box protein A2-like
Biological process (GO): regulation of transcription by RNA polymerase II; cell differentiation; anatomical structure morphogenesis
Molecular function (GO): DNA-binding transcription factor activity, RNA polymerase II-specific; RNA polymerase II cis-regulatory region sequence-specific DNA binding
Source: RefSeq, a predicted model, not a curated record
ACGCGACUCUCCGCGGGAGGUCCAUGGUCGUUUGUAAAGACGCGUAGAGUGGACGGGGAGGGGAUUCCCAUCUCGAGCGAAAAGACGAAAAAAAUAACUUUAAACGAGGGAGCCGGAGGAGGAGAAGACGACGACAACGUUGGAGGAGGAGGUGGAAGAGGAGGAAGAGGAGUGAAGUGAGCAGGGACCGGGAUGAGCAAAGGCGCGAUGCCCACUGGGGGACGUGACUAGAGUCAUCCACGAGCAGCAGCAUCAUCAUCAGCAGCAGCAUCAGCAGCAGCAGCAACAUCGGCGGCAUCGGCGCUAGAUUUAUCAUCGGCAUCAGCAGAAGCAUUUGCGUCGUCGUCGUCAUCAUCAUCAGCAGCAGAAGCAGCAGCAACACAUUAUGCACGCGCCGUGCGUGGGAGUCGCGUCCGUGAAGAUGGAGGGAGGACACGAGCCCGACUGGAGCUCCUACUACGCCGACCCGAGCGAGGCCUACAGCACCUCCGCCGCCAUGAACGCGGGUCUGGGCGGCCUCGUCUCCAUGAACGGCUACCACAUGGGCCACAUGCACGGGGCCUUGCAGACACCGUCCUCCGUGGCGCUCCCCACAUACGGCUCCCUGCAACAACAGCAGCAACAGCAGCAUCAUCAUCAUCAGCAGCAGCAUCAUCAUCAGAGCUCCACCACGACAUCCCCGCAGCUGUGCGGGGUGAUGCAGCAGAGCGGUACGGCGCCCGGCGCCCUGCAAGGAGGCGGCUACGGGGGUCUCAUGGGCGGCAGUGGCGUCGGCGUCGGCGGCGGCGGCGGAAGCCCCCUCGGAGGUGACCCCUACGGCGGCGAGGAUUUCCUGCUGCAGGGCGCCGGCGGCGGCGCGGCGGGGGACGCGCGCGGCCCGGCGCAGGACGCGGCGUUCAAGGGCUACCGGCGGAGCUACACGCACGCCAAGCCGCCGUACUCGUACAUCUCGCUCAUCACCAUGGCCAUCCAGCAGUCGAGCGGCAAGAUGCUGACGCUCAACGAGAUCUACUCGUGGAUCACCGACCUCUUCCCCUUCUACCGGCAGAACCAGCAGCGCUGGCAGAACUCCAUCCGCCACUCGCUCUCGUUCAACGACUGCUUCGUCAAGGUGCCGCGCUCGCCCGACAAGCCGGGCAAGGGCUCCUUCUGGGCGCUCCACCCGGACUCGGGGAACAUGUUCGAAAACGGCUGCUACCUGCGUCGGCAGAAGCGCUUCAAGUGCGACAAGAAAGGGACGGCGAAGACGGCCAGGAGCGCUUGCGGUGAGCAGCAGCAGCAGCAGCAAGGAGGUGAACUGCAGAGUAGCCGUGCGGAGGAGAUGGAGCAACAGCAGCAGCAGCCUCGGCCAAGCUCGGCCUCAGCUCUGCACCAUCACGAGGACUCGCCGCCAGCCGAGGCCAUGGUCUCGUCUUCUAGCCGCCAGGACGGCGCGCUGGUCCUGCCGCCGCUACUCCAGAGCCUCCACCAUCAGCAGCAGCAGCAGCAUCCGCAGCAGCAGCAUCAUCAUCAUCAUCAGCAGAAUCAUCAACAGCAACAGCAGCAGCACAGCGCAACCGAUCCGGCCUCUCUGCACCUUAAGAUGGACCCCAACUACUUUAGCCACCCGUUCUCAAUCACCAGCCUCAUUUCUUCUGGACAGCUGCAUCAGCAACAGCAGCAGCAGCUGCUGCAGCAGCAACAACAGCAGCAGCAGCAUCAGCAGAGGAUGGAUUACAAGGGCUAUGAGCAGGUAGUGCAUGGAUUGUCCGGGUACGAGUCUGAGAUGCACGCGGCCAUACACGGGAAGACACUGAUGGAACACACGUCCAUCGGCACCACUGACCCAGCAGUCUACAGAGGUCUGUAUGCCCGGCCACUCAUGAAUUCGUGAUUAUAUCAGACCUCUCAUCGGUGAGCGUGCAUGUGUGUGUGUGCGUGAUGUAUCUAGCAGGGUGUCCAUGAAGGUAUCAUCCAUUUCUAAAGGUAUUAUCCAUUCAUAAAGGUGUCAUCCAUUUAUAAAGGUGUCAUCCAUUCAUAGAGGUAUCCAUUCAUGAAGGUGAAUCAACACCCUGCACCACCCCAAUUCAAACGAGGUGUUCCAUCUCAAGGGAUAGUCCAGGAGAAAUAUUUUAAAAGGUUAAUAGGAUAUGAACACGGCCUUUUAGUCCAUCCGCUGCUGGAUAAAUGUCUCCCCACCCCAUCAUCUGUCAUGGGGGGCGACGUGCGAACAUACUUCACCACGCUGGUCAGUGCGGCUUGGUGAAUGGGGGAGAGGGGAGGGGCGGCCGGGGUAUCCCUCGUGAGUCUUGGCUGUGGCCUGGAAUCGAACUCAGGUUUGCAGAGUAGAGGUUUAGAGGGAAGUUUUGGUAUAGUUUUAUCUACACCCACACAUUUGCCUUAUAGUCACUAUAAAAUAAUGGGUGACAUUUUUACGGACAGCACAAUGCAUACAGCACUAUGAGAAACAGCCACAACUCGCACACAAUAAACAGAAUUCGAACGAAUAUUAUUGAUUCGUGCAUGCGCAAAGAUGAUGAACAUUGAGCCCAUGAUGAGCGGUGUCACGAUGACUCUAUCUGUGCAUCAAUUCACAUCAAUAAGCAAGGUUCCACGAUAAGUGGCAUGAAAAACGCGUGCGUACAACAUCGAGGUGAAUUCAAAGUAUACCCCGAACAAGGCUACAUAUAUAGACGAGAAUAGGUGAAUAGGUUGAAUCGAUUCAUAAGCUAAAACGACGACGACGCACACACACGAUCGCCAUGUUCGCAUGUCAAAAACGAAAUCCGUGUUUCCGAUCCGCACGCGCUGAACGAGACAUCGACAUCGGGCGGUCAUGGAAGACUUAGGUCGACUGGCGGCACGGGCACAUUCACGAUGGCGAGGGAAUGGUCGAGGCGCAGGAGAGCGAUGGACGAGCCCGCCGACACGCGGUGACCACUCGCGGUGACCACUCGCGGAGACGGAGCGACGCGAUGGGUCAUCUCACGCGGUUAGGAAAUGUGACAUCACGAGAGAUGGCGACGACGGCGAAGAGAGAGGCUUCCAUCCAACAGUGGACAAGAAUCAAGGCUGUGGUGGCUGAUGGAUGAUGAUGCGGAAGGAUCCUUGCAGCCGCUAGAGGCCGCUACAUUCACCGCAAUGUGCACAACAACAACAAAAACCGUCAGGAACAAUAAUUGCGAACGAAGAUUUUAAUGCCGCGUUAAUUCCAAGAACGUGAAACCCAGGCCGUGCAGUGUCACAUAAUCCCAGCCGAUUGCACCCUACACGCCUCGCGUCGACAACAGCUGCCACCAUUCACCACUAAGUUGUGGUGAUGUCACCACGGCGCUUGUGCCAGGCUAGGUGCACUUUGAAGGCCACGUGAAGUGUUGUCGAAGGCUCGCCGGCAACGAGGUCACGGGACAGACCCAGGCGCCACGGGUUGAUACACACACACACACAGAUGUCAAUUCGUUGUGAAAUAUGACGAAUGCUGUCGGCAAAUAUUAAUAUACAGGACAAGCUUGCACAGAGACAGGAUUUUGUUUGGUUUAUUUGGUGAUGCUGUUGCGUUGGUAAUGGUGCACAAGCACAAACAACAACAACAACAAAAACUCAACACGUUCGGUUUCAAUAACACUGAAUUAAAUUAAUAAUACGGUUAUGAUAGGCGACGUUUCGGGCAAUGACGCUUCUUCACAGCACAUAAUUACAGAAGCCCCGUUGUAUGAGGUGCGGUCUCCAAGUCGUAUGCACUUUAUCACUCCGGUCUCUGAGUAUGUCCUAUGACGAAGGGCCAUUUCCCGAAACGUCAGACAUUCUACAUAUUUGUUUUCCUUUCAAGGUCACAUACAGUGCUGUUGACGAAUGUGUGUGUGUUGAUUCUCCUGUAAUCUGGUGAGAGAUGUUCCUGUUGAUGUAUGUUCGCAGGAUCUGGUGGAUUGUGUAAUAUUUGGUGACUGGUGUAUUUGGUUUACGUGUAUUAACACUUUGGUCCGAUGGUGUUUGAUGGUGUAUAUGUAAGUUCUGAUGUAUGUACACGUGUGUUGUUUAAUAUCAAACAUACAAUGAUCCCCUUUAUAGCCUUAACAGACUGUUGGGGCAAGUGCUGUUAGCUCGGAGCACAUAUGAAGGCCGGCACAACACAUGAGGGGGUGGGUGGCCGACACCACGUCCGACCGCCUUUGUCUCUCUCGUGGCGAUGUUUACACACCGCACCAGGUACUCAUUUGAGGCUUGCGUUGACCUAGGGGAGGCCCAGUACCAGUUAAGAUAAUCGUCACCGGUUCGUCACCGGUGUUGGCCGUGAGUGGGAAUGAAACUCUGUACACCAGGCGAGGGAGUUAACAUCUGGCCAACCUUAAGGCCACCUCGCGGCCCAAGCCUAUCACAGCGCGCUAACCACUCCGCUCUCUCUCGCUCCGCCACUAGGGAGACAAAGGCGGCCGGGCGUGAUGCUUGCCACCCCCACCACCGCUUGUGUGCCGUUCCGGCCUUCAUAGGCGCUCGCUUAUAGCAACUUGCACUAACAGC